CCUGGGCUCGGGCCGGGCCGUCAUGGGCUCCCAGGUGUUGCAGAUCCUGCGCCAGGGCGUGUGGGCGGCUCUGAGCGGCGGCUGGUACCAGGACCCGCACCAGGGCGCCGGGGUCAACGCGUUGCACCUCUACCUGUGGCUCUUCCUGCUCGGCUUCCCCUUCACGCUCUACAUGGCCCUUCCUUCUUCCAUGGUGAUUGUAGCAAUCUAUUGCCCAGUGAUAGCAGCUCUCUUCAUUGUUCUGAAGAUGGUAAACUACCGUCUGCACAGAGCACUUGAUGAAGGCGAGAUUGUGGAAAGAAAUGCCAAUGCGCGUAUGGACAGAGGUGCAAAAACAGAACAAGAUAACUCUUCUGCCAGGAGAAAGGACAGCAAUGGGCCUAGUGAUCCUGGUGGAGGGAUCGAGAUGGCGGAGUUUGUUCGAGAAGCUACUCCACCAGUAGGCUGUAGUUCACGAAAUUCCUUUGCUGGCCUAGAGUUAAAUAACCAGAUUGGAUCUAGUUUAUCACGUCGUGGAACCGCAGCUACCAUUAAAGGUGAUACAGACACUGCAAAGACUUCUGAUGACAUCAGUCUGAGUCUUGGCCAGAGUUCUAGUCUCUGUAAAGAAGGGAGCGAAGAGCAAGAUUUGGCAGCUGAUCGGAGGACUUUCCAUCUAGUCUCCAUUGAUUCCUUUGUCUCCAUUCAACCGUCAUUGUCGUCUGCCCAGGAGUUGCCAAGGGAUAGCAGUGACAAAGUGUGCCUCCCUAAUAAUCACCACAUAGAUCAAUCUAUGUCUAAUGCAUGUGACACUGAAAUGGCUUCCCUUGUACCUUUGCAUUCACACUCCUAUAGGAAAGACCAUAGGCCACGAGGGGUGCCAAGGACUUCUAGUUCAGCUGUUGCGUUUCCAGAUGUAUCACUAAAUGACUUUCCCCUGUAUCAGCAAAGGCGAGGGCUGGAUACUGUUAGUGAAUUAGAAGCUUCCAAGCCCCGAUCUGGAUCCAAAGAAUCUUUAGCUGAAAACUCCUGUAUUUCUGGAGUCUUUCAACUAGAUGAUAUUCUGAAAUGUAGCAGCCCACAGCUGCUGAUGAAAAACAGCAAAAGCAAAUCCUUGCAAGCAGACAAAAGUGUGGAUAGUCUCAGGAGCUUGAGUACUCGAAGUAGUGGCUCAACGGAGAGCUAUUGUAGUGGGACUGAUCGUGAUACUAUCAGUACUGUCAGCAGCUACAAAAGUGAGCAGACAAGCUCCACGCACAUAGAAAGCGUGCACGAGGAGUCACCUAAAGAAGAGAAGAAAAGCAGCAAGGAAAAGGACUGCUCUGUUGAUUCUGAUGACUGCAGCUUUGCUACUGACAAAAGGACUAGUAGUGAAAGGACUACUGUAGAAAUGAGCGCCAGCAGUUGCAUUCAGGAGCAAGGAGAUUUGAACGCAUCGGAGGAGAUGCACAAUCAGAGGGCCCUUAGUACCUCUGCUUCAGAAGAAGCAAACAAAAAUCCUCAUGCAAAUGAACUGACAACACAAGCAGACCAGCCUCCUGGGAAACCGGUUGAGAGCAGAGAUGAGCAGAAAGAGAAAUCUUCCGUCGUUGAUGCAAGAACUUCUAAAGAGAUGGUUGGAAAGCAAAAAGAGGGGGAUGUACGGCCUAAAUCAUGUAGUUUAAUUCACCGGACAGCUUCAGCUCACAAGUCCAGCAGGAGGAGGACAGGGAAAAAACGGGCUAGCAGUUUUGACACAAGUCGGCACAAGGAAUAUAUUUCCUUCCGAGGUGUAUCUGGUACCAAACCCCACAGUGCAGUUUUUUGCCAUGAUGAGGACUCAAGCGAUCAAAGUGACUUGAGCAGGACCUCAAGCAUGCAGUCAGCCCACCAGUUCAGCAGCGAUAGCUCUUCCAGCACCACCUCCCAUUCAUGCCAGUCUCCCGAAGGAAAGUACAAUGCCCUAAAGACCAAAUAUAUUGUAAGAGAGAGGGGCGCAGACUUGGAAAACUCUUACAAAAUCCACUUGGGCUCUGAGGGAAAUGGCAAAAAACAUUCAACACGACGGACUUCCAAUGCAAACAGUGCCAAGAGUCGUACCAGGGUAUUAAGCUUGGACAGUGGUACUGUAGCCUGCUUGAAUGAUCCAAAUCUAAUGAUGCCAGAUACCAUAAAACAACUAACAACUUCUAAAUCUGACUUAGAGGCCAAAGAGGGAGAGGUGCUUGAUGAGCUAUCUCUGUUGGGAAGGGCUUCACAACUAGAAUCAGUCACACGCUCUAGGAAUAGCUUACCAAGCCAGGCUAUGUUUGCUGAAGGGGAAGAGCAGGAACAGGGAAGUGUUGCAGCACAAGCCAGUGAGGAGGCGGUCACAGUUCGUCGUGAACGCAGCACAUUUAGGCGUCAGGCAGUACGGCGCCGUCACAAUGCAGGGAGUAACCCUACCCCUCCUUCAUUGCUCAUCGGCUCACCCCUCAGCCUUCAAGAUGUUCAGCAAGGGCAGCAGUCCACCACCCAAGUCAAAGUCCAGCCCCGCCCCCAUUCCCAGGCAGCAGUGCUCAGCGCUAGCGCCUCCUUGCUGGUGAGAAAUGGGAGUAUCCACUUAGAAGCAUCACAUGACAAUGCAUCUGCUGUCGGCAGCAGCAGUUUGCACGAUGAACUUGGUAAGUUCAGUUCUACACUCUACGAGACAGGGGGCUGCGAUAUGUCGCUUGUGAAUUUUGAGCCAGCUGCAAGAAGAACAUCUAAUAUCUGUGACACGGAUUCUCAUGUAUCAAGUUCUACCUCAGUUCGUUUUUAUCCACAUGAUUUACUUUCCCUCCCCCAGAUCAGAUUAAACAGGCUGUUGACCAUAGAUACCGAUCUCCUGGAGCAUCAAGACAUUGACCUAAGCCCUGAUAUGCAGGACCAUCUGCAACCUCAAGAGGAAGCAGCCCAAAAAGUUAAACACUAUUACCGCUUUUGGAUCCUACCCAAGAUCUGGAUUGGCAUCAAUUUUGACAGGCUGACCCUCUUGGCCUUGUUUGACAGGAAUCGUGAGAUCCUGGAAAAUGUUUUAGCUGUCAUCCUAGCUAUCCAAGUGGCUUUCUUGGGUUCUGUACUCCUUAUAGAAGGCUUCUUCAAAGAUAUCUGGGUCUUCCAAUUUUGCCUGGUGAUUGCCAGCUGCCAGUAUUCCUUGCUCAAGAGUGUACAACCAGAUUCUUCAUCACCUCGACAUGGUCAUAACCGAAUCAUAGCCUACAGCAGGCCCGUUUACUUCUGUAUAUGCUGCAGUCUCAUUUGGCUGUUGGACUAUGGCAGCAAGAGCACUUUUACGGCAAGGUUCCGACUGUAUGGAAUGGCUUUCACUAAUCCAAUUUUGCUGCUUUCAGCAAGGGACUUGAUUAUAGUGUUUACACUAUGCUUCCCUAUAGUCUUCUUCAUUGGUCUUCUGCCUCAGGUGAACACAUUUGUGAUGUACCUCUGUGAACAGUUAGAUAUUCAUGUCUUUGGUGGCAAUGCCACCACAAGCCUGCUUGCAGCACUUUACAGUUUUAUCUGUAGUAUUGUGGCAGUAGCAUUAUUGUAUGGAUUGUGUUAUGGUGCCCUAAAGGAUUCUUGGGAUGGUCAACAUAUUCCAGUACUCUUUUCAGUAUUCUGUGGUAUGUUAGUGGCAAUAUCCUAUCAUCUCAGCAGACAAAGUAGUGAUCCUUCUGUGCUUUUCUCUCUAGUGCAAUCAAAGCUUUUUCCUACUUCAGAAGAUAAAAAUCCAGAGGAUCCACUGUCUGAAGUUAAAGAUCCAUUACCAGAAAAACUUAAAAAUUCAGUGAGUGAACGUUUGCAGUCUGAUCUUGUUGUGUGCAUAGUCGUUGGUGUACUUUACUUUGCAAUUCAUGUCAGCACAGUAUUCACAGUAUUGCAGCCUGUCUUAAGCUAUGUUCUGUAUGCGUUGGUGGGCUCCAUAGGCUUUAUGACCCAUUACGUGCUUCCUCAACUCCGGAAACAGCUCCCUUGGCACUGUUUUUCUCAUCCACUGUUGAAGACCAAGGAGUACUAUCAGUUUGAAGUCCGCAAUGCUGCACAUGUGAUGUGGUUUGAGAAACUCCAUAUAUGGCUUCUUUUUGUGGAGAAGAACAUCAUCUAUCCUUUGAUAGUCCUCAAUGAGCUCAGCAGCAGUGCAAAGGCCAUUGCUAGUCCAAAGAGGCUGGAUACCGAAUUUGGUGCUUUAAUGAUUACUAUAGCUGGUAUGAAGCUGCUGCGCUCCUCUUUCAGCAACCCAACGUACCAGUACGUUACUGUCAUUUUCACAGUGCUUUUCUUUACCUUUGACUACAAACGUUUCUCGGAGACUCUGCUGCUAGACUUGUUCUUCAUGUCCAUACUCUUCAGCAAGCUAUGGGAGCUCUUUUACAAGUUGAGAUUUGUGUACACUUAUAUUGCUCCGUGGCAAAUCACGUGGGGAUCCGCUUUCCAUGCUUUUGCCCAACCCUUUGCUGUGCCACAUUCGGCAAUGCUGUUUGUCCAGGCAGCUGUGUCUGCUUUUUUCUCUACUCCGCUAAACCCUUUUUUGGGAAGUGCAAUAUUCAUCACUUCUUAUGUCAGACCUGUCAAGUUCUGGGAGAGAGAUUACAACACAAAACGAGUGGACCACUCAAACACGAGACUGGCUUCCCAGCUUGACAGAAAUCCAGGUUCAGAUGACAAUAACUUGAAUUCAAUCUUCUACGAACACUUAACCCGGUCCCUUCAGCACAGCCUGUGUGGAGACUUGCUCCUGGGGCGAUGGGGGAACUACAGCACCGGGGACUGCUUUAUCCUUGCUUCUGACUACCUCAAUGCACUAGUACACCUUAUAGAGAUUGGCAAUGGAUUGGUCACCUUCCAACUGAGAGGGCUUGAAUUUAGAGGAACAUAUUGUCAGCAACGAGAAGUAGAAGCUAUCACUGAGGGUGUAGAGGAAGAUGAAGGGUUUUGUUGCUGUGAACCUGGUCACAUCCCUCACAUGCUGUCUUUCAAUGCUGCUUUUGGCCAGCGCUGGUUGGCCUGGGAAGUUCUGGUCACAAAGUACGUGUUGGAGGGCUACAGCAUCACGGACAACAGUGCUGCUUCCAUGCUACAAGUCUUUGAUCUGAGGAAGAUACUCACCACUUACUAUGUGAAGGGCAUCAUCUAUUAUGUAACAUCCUCUCCCAAGCUAGAAGAAUGGUUAUCAAAUGAAACGAUGCAGGAAGGGCUACAGCAAUGUGCAGACCAACAUUAUGUGGAUGUGGACCCUACAUUCAAUCCUAAUAUUGAUGAGGAUUAUGACCACCGCCUAGCAGGGGUCUCCAGAGAGAGUUUUUGCAUCAUUUAUCUCAACUGGAUAGAAUACUGCUGCUCUCGGAGAGAAAAAUCUCUUAAUUCAGAUAAAGAUUCUUCUGUGGUGACUCUUUGCUAUGGGCUGUGUGUUCUUGGUCGGAGAGCUCUGGGGACUGCUUCACAUCAUAUGUCCAGUAAUCUGGAAUCCUUUCUGUACGGGCUCCAUGCCUUGUUUAAAGGAGAUUUUCGUAUCUCAUCAAUUCGAGAUGAAUGGAUCUUUGCAGACAUGGAAUUGCUAAGGAAAGUGGUGGUCCCUGGAAUCCGCAUGUCAUUGAAACUGCAUCAGGAUCAUUUCACUUCUCCAGAUGAAUACGAUGACCCUGCUGUUCUCUAUGAAGCUAUUACAUCCCAUGAGCAAAAUCUGGUUAUAGCUCAUGAAGGGGACCCUGCUUGGAGAAGUGCUGUCCUGUCCAAUUCUCCCUCCUUGCUUGCCCUUCGCCAUGUGAUGGAUGAUGGCACCAAUGAAUACAAAAUCAUCAUGCUGAAUAAGCGUUAUCUAAUCUUCAGAGUCAUUAAAGUAAAUAAGGAGUGCGUGCGUGGCCUUUGGGCUGGGCAGCAGCAGGAGCUGGUCUUUUUGCGCAAUCGGAAUCCAGAAAGAGGGAGCAUCCAAAAUGCAAAGCAAGCUUUGAGGAACAUGAUAAACUCAUCUUGUGAUCAGCCUAUUGGAUACCCAAUUUAUGUCUCACCUCUGACAACUUCUUACUCAGAUAGUCACGAACAGCUCAAAGAGAUUCUUGGAGGGGCCAUCAGUUUUGGAAACAUUAAGAACUUCAUAGUAUCUACAUGGCACAGGUUACGCAAAGGCUGCGGUGCUGGCUGCAACAGUGGGGGAAACAUUGAAGACUCAGAUGCUGGUGGUGGAGCUUCCUGCACAAGCAACAGUGCCAACGCCAACGACUCUCAGAGCAGCGUGUCGCAAGGUGGAGGCGGAGGAGGGAAUGUAACAGUUGGACAGGGGCCUGGAAUAGGACUGCAUCCUCCUGUCACGUCUCACCCCACUACUCUAGGCACCAGCCACAGCGCUCACUCUGUGCAGUCCAGCCUCGUCAGACAUUCCCCCGCUCGUGCCUCCGUCGCCAGCCAGUCCUCGUAUUGCUACAGCAGUCGUCAUUCCUCCCUCCGCACGUCUGCGACCGGCUUUGUGCCUUGCCGGCGCUCUUCCACCAGCCAGCUCUCCCUUCGCAACCUUCCAUCAUCCAUCCAGUCACGGCUGUCCAUGGUGAACCAAACGGAGUUCCCUAGCCAGGCCGGUGUUGCCAACGUGCAGCAUGGCCUACCCUCUUCAAGCAGCUCUAGCCAAAGCAUCCCAGCCUGCAAACAGCAUGCCCUCGCUGGGUUUCUUGGGACGGAUGGAAUGGGCAAUGCUACCGACAUGCAACCGGGCACAAAUGUGAGCCCUGUGAACCAGACACAAGCCAAAAGGGAUGAUGUUGUUUACAGAAUCCAGAUAAUGGAUCCUAGCCAGGUACUGGAAGGGAUCAACCUGUCCAAAAGAAAGGAACUGCAGUGGCCAGAUGAGACGAUAAGGCUGAGAGCCGGGAGAAACACCUGGAAAGACUGGAGUCCUCAGGAAGGCAUGGAAGGCCACGUGAUUCACCGUUGGGUGCCUUGCAGCAGAGAUCCAGGGAGUAGAUCUCACAUUGACAAAACCAUCCUACUUGUCCAGAUUGAAGACAAAUAUGUUGCUGUGAUUGAAACUGGAGUCCUGGAACUUGGGGCUGAAGUGUGACUACUUGUUGUCCUUCUCCAAAAAAAAGUUAGAAAUGAAGUCUCAAGAGGAUGCUCCUAAUGCCUCAUGAAAAAGGAAAAGACUUGAAAACCAAGUGGGUGGGUGGGUCAGCCUCUGGCCCCAAAUAAAUAAGGGGGCUUUUUGGAGUAUUUUUCAAGUUAGCUACUGAGGAUAACAUUGUGCAUGAAUGGUAAACAUGACAUAACUUUUGUUUUGUACUUUAUUUUAUGCAUUGCAAUGCUUUAAAAAAAACAACCCCACAUUUUCCAGUUUUAAGAUAGGAACAUCUCAUUUUUGUAAUUGUUUUGCCAAAAAUGACCAUGUUUUGUCACAGUAAUGUGGAUUCUGUUAAUUUUUUAAGCAACUGAGUAGUGUAUACAUAAGCAGAAUUGAGGGUUUAUUCAUGGCAAGAAUGACCAGACUUAAAGAUUCUUAUUCCUUGUGAGUGAAAAAAAUUAAUGAAAAAACUGCACUAAUACUUUUUUUUAUGGCAAUGCACUAAAAAAAAACUCUGAGAUUGUUCAGAACAUUUAUUUAUAUAUAUUAUAUGUAUAUAAAUAUAUAAAAAGAAGAAAAGACCAUUAUUUAAAUUGCCUUUGGGAUUAACCCCCUCCCGCUCCAUUUUCAUAUUGAUGGUAGGAACUGUGCCAUUAAUUCAUUUUUGGCUUAAAACACUAGAUUGCACACCAGUGCAUUCAUACUAGCAUAGUCACAAUAUAUGAUGGAGCACCAAUAAUUAUAGAAUGAAAUAUCAGAGGUUUCUGCUUUUGGUGAAACCAGUUGAUGGUGCAAAUGUCACCCUUUUAUGGUGGGCCCAAUCACACAAUGGUGCAUUUUCUUCCUUUAUCUUCGGCUGCUUCCCAACUGGAGCCAGCUAAAAUACGCUAUUAUCAUCUUUUGGAAGAAGUUUGCUUUUUUGAGGGAAACUGGAUAAAGUCCAGUAUUUUAAAUGAGCCUGUGUCUUUCUCUCUGUGUUGGGACUUCUUCCUAUAUUCGGUCAGGUGAAACAACUUGACCUUUUUUCUUUCUUUCUUUUUUAAUUAAAGGAAAAAUAUAGGAGGCACAGCCAGACGUCAUAUUACUUGUACCAUUUCGCCUUUUAGCUCCCUCUAGUCAUUAUUAUUAUUUUUUGUGACUUGAAUUUUAUUUUCAGUGGUUAUAUACUCUAUAAUAACUGUAUUUUGUAUAACUGUGAAAUUGAUUUAUGUUGCAUAUCUUAGGUUUUACUGUGUUUGGGGUUAUUUUAGUGUGUGUUUUCAGGGAAACAAGUUAUUCAAAUAGCAUCAGGGUGAGGAGAGGAAGCCGCAGAUUCUUAACAUGCUGCUUCUAUGACUUGCUCACAGCAUUCAUGAAAAGUUGUAUACGUAGUGAUUGUUUCCUGUGUGUGUUCUGGAACUCUGUUCGGCUCAAUAGGAAACUGAAAGUCUGCAAUUGUAGCUUUUAGAAGCAGCCAUCUUUUAUUCUCAUUAACUAACCCAAUAUUAAGUUAAAAUGAUUUAUGGGUGAUCUUGCAAGGGAGGAAUUACUGUGAAAUCAAAAUCAUUACAUACCUAAUUAAGAGUUGGAUUUUUCAUGAUGUGAGAAGAUAUGAAGUAAUGUCCUAGCGCAAAUUGUCUGAUGCCAUGAAAACAGCCUAUGUGCUGUGCAGUGCAAAGUGUCAAUAAGGUGAAAAUGUUGUUCUUAGUGUAUUGAACUUAGGAUCUUGAUAAGGCCACACACUAUGCAAAGUUUUCCCAGUACUGUGGUUUUUACUGCUGCAGGUAACUCAUACUAUGAGUGUGAAAUCACAUACUUAAUUUUCAGAAAAACAACAGCAUACAUGCAUGAAUGAAGGAAAACCUUUGAAAAGUUUUUGCUGCUCUGGUCUGGGCUAUUGCCUGUGAAUAUUAAUUAUGACCCGGCUGUCUGAAUACCUUCUGUUAGCACCUGGCCUUUGGGGCAUUUCCAUCCUUUUUAAGCAUCAGUGAAACCUACUGCCAUGUGUUUUUGAUGGGUGUUGGCUCCCUUCUCAGUUGACAAUUACAUGUUUAUUCAUUUAUCACUCCCCUCUUGGGUUUUCCAAGAACUAUAAGGGGAAGAGCAACCAACCUUUUCAGAAGAUAAUCAGUGAUCUUGCACAUAGUUACAUCCAUCAAUAAACUUCUUUUAAAAAGUGUCAGCUUGAAAGUAUAACAUGGUAAAUUCCCUGUGUUAGAUUUCUCUGAGAACAAGAUUUUGCUUUCCCAUUUUUAACCUCAUCUAGUUAGCAGUAAAUAUUUCACAGGAAGAUACAUAACUCCAGUUUCAUCCUCAGGUUUCUUAACUUGCCCAUAUCCCAUUAAUUUGGGAAUUGAACUCUGGGAUUCUUGGUUCUUAAUGUAUGACCAUCUACUUAGUGCAUAUGGAGUUUCUACACAAAGCUCAUUUGCUUUUCUCUUUGCUCGCUGCGUUAGAUGGGCUUAUAAGCCAAAAAUAUUAAAUUGCUACACAACUUUCAUUAUGUGGAACUGUAAUACAAUUCAAUACCUUGGGGAAUUUCUUAUAACUUCUCCAGCAAGAUGUGCAAGAAUUUUUUGAAUUCUUGUUUUUUCCCCAAAUUCUUUGCCAUUAAUACUCAAUAUUUAUACGGAGCUGGUAAUCCACUAGAUUAAUUUCUCUUUGCUUAGAUUUAUUUUAUUUUAUAAAUAAUAUCCAAUGAUGUAUAUCUAGGAUAAUUUUAUGAUAGUAUUUCUACAGUGGAUAUUUAUAAACCUAUACUUAAUAUCCUGACUACUCAGCUAGGGGUAAGUCUUUGAACAGAAAAGGAUGCUUAACUUCCCAGUUAAUAUCCUGGGAAAAUAAAGUAGGAAUUUUCCUUACCUCAUUUUGAAAUGCUUUGUUUUUCUUAAAGAAUAUGCAAUCCUACUCAUACCAAAUGUUGGAGUAGUGAAUUGUAGACUUUCAUGUAAACUAGGAAAUGGAAAAGAGUCCUGAGUAGUAGAAGAGAAGUACUUUUUUAAAAAAAUGCCAUCCCUUAUUAGAGUAUCUGACAUGUUUUUGCUUCCAAGUCUUUUGUGGCAUUACCCUCCCAGUCUUGCUGCUGGAGAGAGAGUGGCUACAAAACUAUGUGGAAAUGCUGAACAGACGUAGCCCUGGAAUGGUGUGGCAGAGGGCCUUGAAAACUUUGCUGUGGGACAAAAUAUUAGCAAAGCAGGCAAUAAAAUGCCUUAUUCUGAGACCAAAUAACCCAGGGAUGUCAGUCCUCCUGCUCAAAGCCGUUUUAAGCAAUGGUAAUAUCUCAACCAAACAGAGUAGUAUAAAUGGAAGAGCCUUUCAAAGCAUAUAGAAAAACUUCAUAUUAGGUAUGGGGCUAAGCCACCAUGGUAUUAUAUACCUAAUUUUAUUAAGGGAAUUUUUUUUGCCUAUUAUAUAGGUUUGUACUUGUCUGGCCUUACUUGGUGUUUGAUAACCUGAUGCCCUUUGCUCUGUGAUGCUAGACAGUGUAAGAAAUUAUAGCAGUAUUUAAAAUGUGCCUUAGUAAAAUGUUUGCGGGUACAUAACACCUUGGUGGGAGUUACUACCCUUGACUAGUCCUCGCCCAAAUUUUUUAAAGAUGGCUGCUCCAAAAGGCUUCAGGGAUGUAAUGCAUCAUUCAUUAGGCACACACACUUUAAAAAUAAUAAUCAAAAAUGCCAUUUAGACGUUUCUACUCUGUAUACACACAAACCAAUAAAGUUGCUCAGCUUAUGACUUCAACACAUGGAAAUUGCAUAGCUUGAGGGUUAAACUUGUUAGUGUCCUUAUGAACCUUAGCCUGACAAUGAACUGCUAAUGAUUAUAUAGAGUGAGGAGGGAGAAAAAAUAUAUCAAGUUGGAAUGUGGAAUAUAUACUCUGCAUCUACCAGCAUAUGGCGAUCUUGCCAGGGAUAGGGGUAUGUGUACUUGGUGUGUGUCGGUGAGUGUGCGUGUGUGUGUGUGUGUGUGUGUCUGCGUGUGUGUGUUGUUGGAAACAGCCUGUAAAUAUUGUAGCUGUUUAAAACUGGGGAAAACUGAGGAGAUUUGUUUGCAACAUGUUGCAUUGAAAAGGACAGUAUUGACAGUGAAGAAACACUGAAAUAAAAAAAAAACCUUU
Molecule: messenger RNA, 11114 nt
Organism: Elgaria multicarinata webbii
Lineage: Eukaryota; Metazoa; Chordata; Lepidosauria; Squamata; Anguidae
Gene: PCNX1
Product: pecanex 1
Exons: 36
Coding region: 23-7024 (2333 amino acids)
Cellular component (GO): membrane
Source: RefSeq, a predicted model, not a curated record